CUUCACGCCUAUCCGUGUGACGCAUGCAUUCCCCCGGGGCAUAAGACACCCGCAUCCCCCGGGUCCCGUGCCUUGCUCUUUCGCCAUCCUCAUCCUCCUCCCCAUCCUCUAUCCUCUCCCAUCUCCAUCUGCCUCUCCUCGAAUAUCAAGAAGGUCAUCUCGUCGCUUAUUUCCAUUCUCAUUUUUUGUUGAAAGUCGCCGGUUUCUCGACUUCGUCCUUCUUUAUUCAAUUUCACAAUGAGAGGUCUCGUCGCUCUCUCCGUCGCCGCCUGCGCUGCGGCGGCACCCACCGUCAGCUUCGAUACCAUCCACGGCGAAGCCGCCCCCAUUCUUUCCUCAUCAAACGCCGAGGUCGUCCCGAACUCGUACAUCAUCAAGUUCAAGAAGCAUGUGGACGAGAGCUCAGCCUCGGCCCACCAGAGCUGGCUCCAGGAGGUGCAUACCUUCCGCGAGACGGAGCGGGCUGAUCUGAAGAAGCGCGGCCAGAUGCCCCUGGCCGACGAUGUCUUCCGUGGGCUGAAGCACACGUACAAGAUCGGCAAGGGCUUCCUCGGCUAUUCGGGCCAUUUCGAUGAGGAAGUCAUCGAGCAGGUCAGGAGGCACCCCGACGUCGAGUACAUCGAGCGUGACAGCAUCGUCCGUACCAUGAGCGUAACGCAGGACACGUGCGACGGCGAGCUUGAGAAGGCCGCUCCGUGGGGUCUGGCCCGUAUCUCGCACCGGGAUACCCUGGGCUUCUCGACCUUCAACAAGUACCUCUACGCUGCUGAGGGUGGUGAGGGCGUUGAUGCCUACGUCAUCGACACGGGCACCAACAUUGAGCACGUCGACUUCGAGGGUCGCGCGAACUGGGGCAAGACGAUCCCCUCUGGUGAUGCCGACAUUGACGGCAACGGCCACGGCACCCACUGCUCCGGCACCAUCGCCGGCAAGAAGUACGGUGUUGCCAAGAAGGCGAGUGUCUACGCCGUCAAGGUGUUGCGCUCCAACGGCUCCGGCAGCAUGUCCGACGUCGUUGCCGGCGUCGAGUGGGCUGCCAAGGAACAUAUCCAACGGACCAAGGAGGCCAAGGACGGCAAGCGCAAGGGCUUCAAGGGGUCCGUCGCCAACAUGUCCCUCGGUGGCGGCAAGACCAAGACCCUCGAUGACACGGUGAACGCCGCCGUCUCGGUCGGUAUCCACUUCGCGGUUGCUGCCGGCAACGACAACGCCGAUGCCUGCAACUACUCCCCCGCUGCUGCCGCCAAGGCCGUCACCGUUGGUGCUUCCGCUAUUGACGACUCCCGUGCCUACUUCUCCAACUACGGCAAGUGCACUGACAUCUUCGCCCCGGGCCUGAGCAUCCUGUCCACCUGGAUCGGCAGCAAGCAUGCCACCAACACCAUCUCGGGUACCUCGAUGGCCUCGCCCCACAUCGCCGGUCUGCUGGCCUACUACCUGUCGCUCCAGCCCGCCGGUGACUCGGACUACGCGCUUGCUACCAUUACUCCCGAGAAGAUGAAGAACAACCUUCUCAAGAUCGCCACCCAGGAUGCUCUGUCCGACAUGCCCAAGGACACUCCCAACCUGCUCGCCUGGAACGGCGGUGGCUGCAACAACUACUCGGACAUCAUCAACGCCGGCGGCUACAAGGCGGACCGCAAGACCACGACCGACAAGAUCGACCUUGGCACUUCGGUCUCGCAGCUCGAGAAGCUCAUUGAGCACGACUUCGAGGUUGUCUCUGGCAAGGUUGUCAAGGGCGUCUCGUCGGUUGCCGACAAGGCUGAGGAGUUAUCCAAGAAGAUCCACGAGCUUGUCGACGAGGAGCUGAAGGAGUUCCUCGAGGAGAUCACUGCUUAAGUUGGAGCCGUGGCGUCAGCGUUCUGAGCGUUAUGAGCGUGCAGCCUCAGUUUCAUGUUUGGUAUGGGCCGGUUCUUGCUUUUCCAGUUUGGUUUUUUGGUAUUUUGGGAGGAGCAUACAUGCACCCGGAGGAGUUUCUUGUACUGUACGGAUAACAUGGGAUUGGGAUGCACAUUCGAGGGUAGCCGUAUUCGCAUUAUGAAUCACAUAACUCUCAUCAA
This is a messenger RNA of Chaetomium fimeti, 2063 nucleotides long. Its product is annotated as subtilisin serine protease. The transcript has 2 exons. NCBI's taxonomy places the organism in Eukaryota, Fungi, Ascomycota, Sordariomycetes, Sordariales, Chaetomiaceae. Bases 238 to 1842 code for a protein of 534 amino acids. The record is from RefSeq and is a predicted model, not a curated record. Gene Ontology annotation, molecular function: serine-type endopeptidase activity. Gene Ontology annotation, biological process: proteolysis.